Molecule: messenger RNA, 1001 nt
Organism: Nerophis lumbriciformis (worm pipefish)
Lineage: Eukaryota; Metazoa; Chordata; Actinopteri; Syngnathiformes; Syngnathidae
Gene: sub1b
Product: SUB1 regulator of transcription b
Biological process (GO): positive regulation of transcription initiation by RNA polymerase II
Molecular function (GO): transcription coactivator activity; DNA binding
Source: RefSeq, a predicted model, not a curated record
UUGAACUGCGUUUUAGUUGUCAUUCCAAUUACAGCCACAAAGCGGCAGUGCCGAGCGUCUAAACCGUCGAUAUCUCAACCGCUUCAAACAAGCACACGAAGAAGAAAGAAAACCGGGAAGAAGAAGAAUAAAGAAAUAAUCGUCGCUACUCAAGUCAUAAUGCCUAAAACCAAGGAAGUGCUGUCCUCCACCAGUGGAAGCGAAUCUGAGAGCGAGGUUGAAACCAAGACAAAGAAAAGGAAGUCCAGCACGCCAGAGAAAACGGUGAAGAAAGCAAAAGGUGGGGAGACCUCAAAGCCGGGAGGCUCGUCCAAAGAUGGCGGCAACAGCGAGGACAACAUGUUUCAGAUUGGAAGGAUGAGAUACGUGAGUGUCCGGGACUUCAGAGGGAAAGUUCUGAUCGACAUCCGAGAGUACUGGACCAACUCAGACGGGGAUAUGAAACCUGGGAAGAAAGGUAUCUCCCUGAACCCAGAACAGUGGAGCCAGCUGAAGGAGCAGAUUUCAGAAAUCGAUGAUGCCAUAAAGCGAGUAUAAGCAUUCCUUCCAAAGUCCAGCCUCUUUUUCUCACGUCUGGUCUGGAACGGUUUACGGACUUCUGGAACGCUGAUCUAGUUUAGUCUUUUUCACCUACACCCUCUUUUCAACCUAGUUCAAGUAGCAGCGUCAAAGUGUGCGUGCGUGUGUGUGUGUCAUGUUCCAGUCCAGUGUUGCUGAAAUGUGAGUGGAUAGUCAAGCUGUCGAUCCACUCACUCAUUUCACUUCCUCCUUGGACUUAUUUCUAAUCGUUGUGUGUGUGUGUCAUGUUCCAGUCAAGUGUUGGUGAUAGCGUGAGUGGAUCGUCAAGCUGUCGAUCCACUCACUCAUUUCACUUCCUCCUUGGACUUAAUUCUGAUAUUUGGGUGCUGCAGAAUUCUGACGUCUGUUCAAACAUGUUGGGGUCAAUUCCUACAGACUAUUGUUAGUUUUUCAAAAUAAAUGGCAUCAUUGAAAAGGUGGAA